AUGGCAUUAACUGAUCUACCUCGGGAAGUUAUUCUCUGUAUUGCAGACCACCUCAAGCGGAAGACUGACAUCUGGGCUUUCACUCGAGUAAGCCGGGUUCAUUAUCAUUGCCUUUUGAACUAUUUUAUCUCUCGUUUCCGACAUUCUCUACUGGACGUCGCCCUCGAAAAUGUCUGGGAGGACUUGCUUCGAAAAGUCCUCCGGACGUCUAUCGAUAUCAAUCAUCAAAGCGAAGAUGAUUUUGAAACACCCCUCUCCCGUGCUACAUACAAGAAUCAGAGGAGUAUUGUAGAAAUAUUGCUAGAAAGGGAAGACAUCAAUAUCCACUGUAAGGGAGGCCUCUACUUGGGCGAGAGAACUCCACUGCAGUAUGCUACUGAGACGAACAGAGAAGAAAUCAUGAGGAUGUUGCUUGGUCAUGCCAAGAUGGACAUCAGGCAUGCUUCCGAUGCUCUCUGGAUUGCUGUCAACAACCGAAACUUGCGCCCUAUGGAAGUUCUACUGGAUUUUGAAGUUGAUCCAAACAGAACAGUAGGUGGACGGUCUUUGUUGGAAACCACAGUUCGAUCUCGCUUGUAUGGUAUGCGAAAGCUGCUAAUUCAAGACGAGCGUGUCAACCUUAACUGUGCGCUCCGGACUGGUGAAGGAGAUGAGCCUAUCGUUUUGGCUAUGAUGAAGAUGCGCUCUUCAAAUUAUUUAGAUCAACUCACUGAUCUGUUCAAGCAACGAGCCCGUAUCUCUUUUGAGUCUUCAGACCAUCAAGGCAACACGGCUCUGCAUCUCAUGACCAGCCAAGGACAUCUUCAGUGGUGCGAGUAUCUAUUGCAAAGGUAUCCCGAAAUGCCAUUCAAAGCAGACAAACAUGGUAAGCUCCCAGUCUUUGAGGCUGUGUCUCGCCAAAGAGUGGACAUCUGCAAACUUUUCUUGAAGCACUGUGCUAUAAGCUUCCAAACACCAGAUGCCGAAGGAAAGCUUCUAGUUUUCGAAAUAUUUCGAGCGGGGAACUUGGUAUUGUUCAAGGCAGUUCUCGAUUGUCUCGGCAAGGAGCUUCUUCGGCUCAGAGAACACAACGGCCGUACCCUUCUUGCCGAAGUGGCUGUAUCUGGAGACCAUGCACUUGUCACAGACUUAAUAAGCCUCGGUGCUGAUCCCAAUAAAAAUGACAAGGAAGGCUAUACUCCAUUGAUGCUGGCGGUCAGUCGGAACCAUGUCCAGGUCGUCGAGGCAUUGCUGGGUAUCGAUGGAAUUGAUACCGACCAAGUAGAUGAGAAGGGCUGGACAGCGUAUGUUUGGGCAAAAUUCCCUCCUCCGAGGUGCAAGAGACUUCUACCGCGAUACAAGGCCAUGGAAGACAUGCUUGUUGCCAAAGGCGCAAGCAAAGGCCGACUGGAUAAUCUGAAAAGGGUGCGGUGGCCUAGGAAGAUGUGGUAUCCAGGAUUCGAGCGCAGGAGUCUGAUUUAG
Messenger RNA from Penicillium pulvis, 1461 nucleotides. RefSeq names its product ankyrin repeat domain-containing protein. The coding region runs from base 1 to 1461 and encodes 486 amino acids. NCBI's taxonomy places the organism in Eukaryota, Fungi, Ascomycota, Eurotiomycetes, Eurotiales, Aspergillaceae. Gene Ontology annotation, molecular function: protein binding. The transcript has a single exon. The record is from RefSeq and is a predicted model, not a curated record.